AUGUCUGCUGCCACCAUUCGCAUCCUGAAUCCCCUCCGAUGUGGGCUACGUGCCUCUUUUCCGAGAGUCUCCUCCCCAGCUCUGCGCACUGCUUCCUACGCAUAUAAUUUUCGCCCGGCAUUCCGGGAUUCCAGAAGGGCAUUCUCGCGGAGCUCCCUGUGGCAAGCGAAGAAGUAUACUGAGCAGCAUGAAUGGGUAGAGCUAUCUGAGGAUGGAACAACAGCCACAAUCGGUAUAACGGAAUAUGCCGCCAACGCCCUAGGUGAAGUCAUUUAUGCAGAGCUACCAGCCGUCGACUUGGAGGUCGACGCUGGCGAGACCAUCGGUGCCGUCGAGUCUGUCAAGUCCGCGUCGGAUAUCAUGUCCCCCUUGUCGGGAACGGUCAUAGAGGUCAACACGAAGCUGGAAGAGUCGCCUAAGAUCAUCAAUAAGAGUCCCGAGGAGCAGGGGUGGUUUGCGAAGAUUAAGGUUGUGGAUGAGACGGAGUUGGAGAAGUUGAUGGAUAAGAAGAAAUAUCAGGCUAAGUUGGAGGAGCAGAAGGUUGAUGGGUAG
Messenger RNA from Paracoccidioides brasiliensis Pb18, 552 nucleotides. RefSeq names its product glycine cleavage system H protein. Bases 1 to 552 code for a protein of 183 amino acids. The record is from RefSeq and is a predicted model, not a curated record. Gene Ontology annotation, biological process: protein lipoylation; glycine decarboxylation via glycine cleavage system. The transcript is spliced from 3 exons. Gene Ontology annotation, cellular component: cytoplasm; glycine cleavage complex; mitochondrion.